AAGAAAGAGUUUCUGUGUAAAAGAAGCUCAAACCAUGGCCGGAGGAUACCAUGUGGGCUUGAGAUGGUGGGGUUUAUAGUUGGGCCUUCCUUGGGCCAUGGCGGAGUUUUCGGUUGCGAGCUGUGAAAAAAGUAGAGAAUUUGCUUGUGGCUUUUUUAUUUGCACAACUUGGUCUUAAACCAAGCCUUCACCGCCAGAGCCAGACUGGGGACAGACUCGUCGCUCGACGCCUAUUGAUAGUGAUAGUACGAAGUUAUAAAAAAAGAGGUGGAAAUCAUUCAGAUUUUGAGGUAUAAUACAGGAGUGAGAAUUUAGGAUUGCUUGCCUCUGCCGAAUUGAAGAGCAGUUGAAAACAGGUACAUCUUUUACUACUCGAAUUUAGUAUUGGAUUGGUUAUUUUCACAAACAGUUGGUAGGCUUCGUAGAAAUGAGAAAAAUGGCGAGAAUUACAUCACUGUACUCGAAUUUGCUACGUAAAGACACGCAUAGCUAUGUAUCUGUCGUGCCCAUUGCUGCUGCCUUUGCCCUGAAGCAAUUCCCUGCUGCUGCUGUAUCAGCACCUCCAACGCAUUUCUUUACUCCCGUCCUCCCUUGGUCUUCUUCUUCGACUAGCUCACACUCCAAGUCUCCAAACUCGGCUGAUGACGAUUCCACAGCAGAAGAAUCACAUGUCAAUGUUGCUGUUGCUGACGACGACGAAGAUGAUGAUGAUGAUACUGAGUUGGGAGUCUCGGAUUCGGGUCUUUCUCGAGAUGUGAAAAGCAUUGUCGACAUCUUAAGUUUACGGAGCGAGUCGCUGGGCUCUGAGAUGAAGAGGAAGCUCGAUCAAUGCGGCAUAGCAGCCUCGUCAGAGCUGGUGGCAGCGGUUCUUUCACGCGUUCGCAAUGAUUGGGAAUCGGCAUUCACCUUCUUCCUCUGGGCCGGAAAGCAGCAGCCGGGUUACUCUCACUCGGUGCGGGAAUACCAUUCCAUGAUCUCCAUUCUAGGGAAAAUGAGAAAGUUUGACACUGCCUGGGCCUUGAUUGAUGAGAUGAAGGGUCAUUCUCUCGUCACUCCUCACACUCUCUUGAUCAUGAUCAGGAGGUACUCUUGCGUUCAUGAUGUUGGCAAGGCUAUCAAUACAUUCUAUGCUUAUAAACGCUUUCACUUUGUGGCUGCCAUGGAUGACUUCCAUGGCCUUCUCUCUGCCCUUUGCCGCUACAAAAAUGUCCAAGAAGCUGAGCACUUGCUCUUCUGCAACAGAAACGCCUUCCCCUUUAACACCAAGAGCUUUAACAUUAUCCUCAAUGGUUGGUGCAAUAUCAUCGUCAGUCCCCGUGAGGCUGAGAGAAUUUGGAUGGAGAUGACCAACAGAGGUGUUGUGCACGAUGCUGUCUCCUACUCAUGUCUCAUGUCUUGCUAUUCAAAAGCCUCUAACCUUAACAGGGUGCUCAAGCUCUUCGAUCGGAUGAAGGCAAUGAAGAUUGAACCCGAUAGGAAAGUUUACAAUGCGCUCAUUUAUGCUCUUGGAAAAGGCAGACUUCUGAAUGAGGCUAUCAAUUUAGUGAAAACAAUGCAAGAUAAAGGCCUUACUCCCAAUGUUGUCACUUUUAACUCCAUCAUCAAGCCUCUCUGCAAGGCCAGGAAAAUUGAUGAGGCUAGACGCAUACUUGAUGACAUGUUGCACCAAGGCCUUCUUCCCACAAUUCAGACUUACCAUGCUUUCUUCCGUAUUUUAAGGACUGGUGAGCAAGUGUUUGAGCUCUUGGAGAAGAUAAAAAGUUUGGGUUGCCACCCAAAUACUGAUACCUACAUAAUGUUGAUUCGAAAAUUUUGUCGAUGGCGCCAGCUUGAUCACGUGUUCAAGUUGUGGAGUGAAAUGAGUGAGAAUGGAGUCAAUCCCGAUCGUAGCUCAUAUAUUGUGCUGAUACAUGGGCUAUUUUUGAAUGGAAAGCUCGAGGAAGCCUACAAAUAUUAUAUAGAGAUGAAAAAGAAACAGUAUUUGCCAGAACCAAGGACAGAAGAGAUGCUUCAGGCAUGGUUGUCCGGUAAGCAGAUUUCCACAUUCCAUACAACAGAUAAAGAAGAUGAUCAAUUGGACUGGAGUCACCUGGACAUGAACGCUAGAGUAACCCCCAAGAAAUCUCAUCAGGAAAAAGAUUUCCUUCGGCAGCUGGAAGCUAGGAAAGUUGUAAGAGAGCGGGGCUUUUCUUUGUGGGAGCCAUAGGUUUCAAUGAAAUAAGCAAUCUCAGUAGUGCCUGAUCUUGGUAUGCACAUGGUCAUGGCCGGUCACCAGCAUUUGGCAUCAAGUUUCGGUGGACUCUAUACAGGACUGAGUCAUCACAGUUAGCUCAUAUGGUCUAUAUGAUCGACGAUGGGUGGUGGGAAUGACAUGCACACAAUUGUGGUGGCUUUGUGUGCUGUUACGACUGACUUAAUGGCAUCUUAUCAUGGAAACUUUUAUUAAUAUCCCUGCAGCAUACAUUGGUGACAAUCGAUGUGUGCUGCUGUGUAGUGUUUUGCUUGCAGUUGGUGACAAGUGGCCAUAGGUAUGUAUUGUAAUUUGAAAAUGGUAUAGACAUUAUAUUUACUAAAAAUUGUAUAUUUAAUACGUAUUGGGAUAAUCUUACUAGAAUGUAUAAUCUUUAUAUGAAAAAAUUAUGCGACUGUCUUA
Messenger RNA from Pyrus x bretschneideri (Chinese white pear), 2653 nucleotides. Its product is annotated as pentatricopeptide repeat-containing protein At5g15010, mitochondrial. The record is from RefSeq and is a predicted model, not a curated record. The transcript is spliced from 2 exons. Gene Ontology annotation, molecular function: protein binding. Bases 428 to 2206 code for a protein of 592 amino acids. Lineage: Eukaryota; Viridiplantae; Streptophyta; Magnoliopsida; Rosales; Rosaceae.